UUCUUCUUGUGCUCUGAGUUUUCGAGUUGUAGACACCGAUUCAACUCGGAGUCAACUCGAUGACUAAUCUGAACGCGGGCUUCGUACAUCCAGGUGGCAAAACCGUGUUCAUCGACACCAGCCUCGGCACUCACCUCGUCACUCUCCUCGACGACAGCGAUACCGUCUCUCAUUUUAAAAAGAAAUUGCUCGAGGCUCACCGGCUUUGUUUUCCAGAUGUCGGAGACAUUGAAAUCUCUGCUUUGAAGGUGAAACGCAGAGGCCACCUUUAUCACCUCUCAGAUACCAUGUUCGUGGUCAAGGCUUUCGAGGGCAUCAGUAAAAGCUGGUUUCUUUUUCUCGAUGCCCGGAAAGUUGAGAAGGAGGGUGAGAAUCUGCAGCUCCAAUGUAUUGAUUAUGGCAAGCAAGUUAAGUACUUGAGUAAUGUGGUCGAACCUUUUCUGCUUGGUCCGUCUGGAAAGCUGUGUGAACAGGAGAGUGAUCAUCAGCUUGUAAAAUCCAAACCAUCCGUUUGCCUAUCUGGUGCUGACAAAGAACACGCGACUGAUUUUGAUAUGGAAGCUGAACACGGUCAUGACAAUCAUCCAGAUGUUCAUUACCCUGAGACACAUUCUGUCAUGAAUAUUGAAGCUGAGCAUCAGAAAAAAUCAGCUGCUGCUGACCACAAUAAUUUAGAUCCUAAGUUUCUCGAGAAAGAGAAAGAUGACGCAACAGGUUCAGAAUUUCUAAGUGGAAGUACCCGGAAUGAGGUUAUGGAUGUACAACAAAAUCCAAGUCUUGAGGAAGCUUCGGGAUCUGAAUUAGCUAUGACUACAAAGAGAACACGUAUAUCUAAAAGGGAAACUAAGAUUUCAGAAUACCAUGUUCUGGAAACCGAUGGACCAUCUGGUGUGUCUGCUCUGACAUCAGCUACCAAUGCCCAUGAAAAGACUGAGAGCAUUGCAGAAAAAGUAUCUGCCAAUGUGGAGGGCAAUGGAAAUGUUGAGUCUGAGCAUCUUGAUGGUGCAGCUCCUGUUGCGAUUGAGCAUUCUAUGGUUGUAAGAGAGAAUCCUGACUUCCAGGUCAACUCAAUUGAUGCUGGAGCAGAUGUCAGUCAGCAUAAACAUAAUGAAAAUGCUGUGGAGAAUGCUGUCUCUGUCAAAGAAGCUUCAAUUCCGGAAACUCCAGCUAGGAAAAGGAGAAAAGUAGGAAAGAAACAUGGGAAGGAGGAUUCUGUUGUUGCCGCCAAGCCUGAUGUUAUUAGCCCGCAGCGCUCAAUGCCGGACGGACCGAAAGCUUCAAAUCUUGAUGCAGCUGAAAUAGCUAAUGAUCAUUUGGAGGCUAUCAGUGGCUUGACCGCCAGUCCAACUGCAGAUAAGAAGAAAAAAAGAAAGAGAUCCUCAAAAUUUUCCAAUAUAUCUGCUGCUGCUGCUGCUCCCUCGAGAGAUCUUUUGGAGGGGAAUAAUGGGGUGUCUGGAAAAGCAGAUCUUGCUAUUGUUGGUUCUGAUUCUUGUGCAAUCUCACCAAGAGAAAAGCUAGAUGAACCUCUUACAGCAGCAAUAGAAAAGGAAACUGAAAUGGUUGAGAAAAAUGUCGAAGAUGCAAUCGGAAGCAGAGUGGCUGUACUAAGUGCUGAUGCCAGUCCAACUGCAGAUAAGAAGAAAAAACGAAAGAGAUCAUCAAAAUUUUCCGAUGUAUCUGCUGCUGCUUCUACAAUUCCCUCAAGAGAUCUUUUGGAGGGGAAUAAUGGGGUGUCUGGAAAAGCAGAUCUUGCUAUUGUUGGUUCUGAAUCUUGUGCAAUCUCACCUAGAGAAAAGCUAGAUGAACCUCUUACAGCAACAAUAGAAAAGGAAACUGAAAUGGUUGAGAAAAAUGUCGAAGAUGCAGUCGGAAGCAGAUUGACUAUACUAAGUGCUGCUGCGGAUAAUCUUCAAACUGCUGAUUUCAGAAGCACCCCUCUUCUCUCGGUUCAGGAAUCCAGAAAGCUUGACCUGAUCGGGAAUUACAGUGAUCAGAUUCAGAACAUUGGCCAUGAGGGAAAAAAUGCAACUCCGAUGCUUGAAAAUGCUAACCCUGGAACGUUGACUGCAAAGAAUGACAGUGAAGCGACAGCUAAUAAGGGAAAUGUCGAGCUAAAUGCUGAUGAGGUUAAGGAUGCAAAGUCUUCACAGCGCAAGAGAAAGUUGAAAAAGGCCAAGACCCCAGUCGAAGAGCAUGUUGAAGGUUCUGGAAUUGGUAUUUCUUCAGCUGAACCUGUUAAAGUUGUAGAUGGUGGUGAGGGAACUGAUAGUGUUAUUAGAAAUGUUCUACAAUCUUUGCAGCAAAGCAAGGAAAACGAGGAGAACUUGGAAAAAGUGGAAAAGAAAUCAAGGAAGAAAACUAAAAAGAAACAGCCUUUGGAUGUGGUUGAUAGUCAAGGACCGUUGGUACAGGAAAAUAAAGCUGUUGAGAACGAGGCAGCUCCCAUGGUGUCCACCAACUAUUUGAAGGAAAUGGUUGAAUUAUCUAUACCGGGAAAAACUAGUGCCACAAGACAGUCAAGUCGAACCAUUUUGGGGUUUGAGAAUGAUAACGGUAUUGAAAAUGGUGAUCCUUUGCUUUCCAAGAAGAAUACAGAGGUAUUUGAUUCGGCCCGAGAUACUGCGUCGCAUGAGCUCGAUGGCAAUGGAAAGGGUAACCUUUCUAAUCAAGCUGAACUUGGCCGUGAAAAGGAGAAUGCAUUUACGGGAGACAAUUUCGAUAUUACCCGAACUGAUCAUGGUAUAGUUUCCAGUGAUAAGAAGCUCGAUCGAGUUGCCAAUGGAACUGGAGCAGCUGAACCUGCAGCUAAACCUAAUAAUGAGAAGAAGAAGAAGACGAAGAAGAAGAAGGAAACGUCGGUUAAGCAUCCUGAGGGUUCCAUUGAUGAAUCACAAAGCUCAAUGAAGCCAAAUAAUAAACGUUCUACCAGUAAAAGAGCUCAACCAGCUAGCUCAAGCAAUAGUCAAAUCUCGUCAAAGGUUAAGAAUGGUAGUGUUGUAUCACUACAAAACAAGGAUCGCCAAAAUUUGGGAAUUGGAGCCAUUGAUGAUGUGUCUCAUAAGCGUGAGAAAAAAGACUCAAAAGCUUUAAUCCCGGAUGCUGUUAACAACUCUGUGAAGGGCACAGCCAACAAGAAGGAAGUUGUGAAGAGUUUCAGCGGGCAGGGGAAUAAGAGUAACCCGAAAGUUCGAAAGAAGAAUACUUUCCGUAUAUCAGGUGGAAUUUUCGAUAACUUGAAUUCUGAAGAAGAUGAACCGAAGCUUUCAGGCUCCUCCACAAGAACACCAUUGGAUGCGUCAUCAGACUACACAGAGGAGGAGAGUGAUGCAACUUUCAUGUCUCAAAAGACUGGAAAUCGUGUCUUUGGUGGGGAAGGCAAUGGAGAAACAGACAUGUCAUCUGGUCGGAAAGACAUGAUGAGCUUGGAGAAGAUCUUGAGAAGCUCAAGCAGGUUCAAGAAGGCUAAACUAACAGCUUCUCAGUCACAACCUGAUGGUGACGAUGAUGAUGAUGAUGAUGAGGCUCUUCCUUUUGACUGUGUUCCUGAUAGCCAAGCCCAAGUAAAUUAAGUCAUCUCUUCCCAUUUCUCGGCUCUUCUUUCACCUUCACCUCUCUGAAAGCUUUCAUUUUCGAGGACAAGGCCACAACUUUUGCUAAUCCCUGUCUGAACCGAGAACAGGGCAUCUUGCAAAAUCACAUCUUUUGUGUCAUUU
Messenger RNA from Tarenaya hassleriana, 3713 nucleotides. RefSeq lists its product as uncharacterized. Lineage: Eukaryota; Viridiplantae; Streptophyta; Magnoliopsida; Brassicales; Cleomaceae. The record is from RefSeq and is a predicted model, not a curated record. The transcript is spliced from 7 exons. The coding region runs from base 60 to 3569 and encodes 1169 amino acids.